AUGCCGUCUUCAGCAUCCCACAACCCUUGGGAAGGCAGCCAGCGUGGCAGGGCCAGCAGUCACGAUCACAGUACUGGCAGGCCAGACGCAAGCACAACAUCCCUAUCCUCCACAAGUAGAUCAACCUCGUUGUCUUCAUCUGCGGCCUUUUCGAUGCAGGCUGCCUCACCUUCAAGUUCAGAUAUCAAGUCUAUGUCGGAUCAUUCCGCUGCUCUUGCACCAGCCAUCCCCUCUACUUCAUCCUCCUCCACCUACGUGUCGCCUCAACCCCGUUCAUCUUCUCUGUCUCAUUCUAUGGGGCAAGUGGUCAGCAGCCUCUCCAAUAGCUCUAAGUCUGGUCCCGCUUCCCCCACCGGCCCAUCUAAGGCUUCCGCGAUAGGAAAUGCUGCCGUCGCAACUGGCCAUCGACUCAAGCGAGCCUUUGCAAACCGCCGCAAGAAGACAACGGAUGAUGCUUUGCACACCGGUCACAGAGUAGAAGGGAAGACGAAGGCGGAUGAGGUGGCAGCGAAAUUGUCCCCAUCUUCUGGGGUGCGAUCGUUCGCAACCGAAACCACGCAGGUGACUGCUUUUCCUCCGUCGCCCCGAGGGCCAAAAGGGGCAGGGAAGCUGACUAUGCAGCUGGCGUCGCAGAUAUUUGGGAAAAAGCAGGGGUUGACUUUGUCGCAUUCUCCUUCGCCUCCAAUCCCUCCGCCAAAGCCAGCAACUCCCCAGAAGGUCAUGGCUGCACCCGCACCCGCGCAAUUAAGCAUUUCACCUCAAUCCAGGCCUGAACAACGCAGCUCGAUCAUUCCAAUAAGUCCGGGCAUUUCGUCGGCGCUUCACUUCAUCCGCACUGAUGAACAGAUGAGAGAACAAGAGAACAGAGGGGUACCGACCUCUCCUCCCGUCGCCGAGGUCGAGAAGGCCAGACCUGAAACGUCGGAUAAGGAGGCAUGGCGGAAGAGUGAUUCGACCAUGAGCCAUCAUACCAUUCGACCAGGGUCAGGACCUGGUAAUAAUCGUGCUUCGAGACCUGUGUCAAUGGCGGAAUCGUUGCAAUCCAAUCACACGAUUGUUCCUCCCAACAAGCGGCUAAGCGCACUUUUAACUGAUGCAGAUUUCUACAUGCCUGAGGAGGACUCUUCAGACGGUGUUUCCUCUCAGUCUCCCCAGCCCCCAGCAUCCUCAUCUCGCGCCCAGAAGCGCCGUUCGAUGUCCUUGAACAUAGCUUCUUUCUCAAACUUCGCGACGAAAGCUCAGCCUUCGCCUCCGCCCCUUCCCCUGACAACAUCGCCUACGCCAGCUAGUGCCGAUCUAAAGCACCCCUCAAAAUCCAUUGCGGAGGGAGCUCCUAUAUUAUCACCACCUGCUUCAAAAGAGGCACCUACUUUGACUAGAACUGCUGCUAGUGGUAUUAUGACUUCGUCUUUGGAUUCGCAGACCGCAGGUACUCAAAUUCGAGGGCAACUCUCUGCUUGGAACGCGGCGGCCAGCAGCAACGCUCUGGCGCCACGAUCGGCUUCGCAAGGUGAUCGUCCGAUCUCCCCGCCGCAAACUCAGCAGCACCAUCAUCGGGACACGCGUACACACCAAAUGCAAGCUCCUUCGCUGCGGCAGACGGCCAUUAGUAUGACGAGUGGGUUUGCACCGGCUGCUGGGUUGGCGAAAAGAGCGGUGGAACGGAUGGGACGUGCACUAGGUGGGAUGAGUUCCAGUUCCAGCCACUCUGGGUAUUCAUCCACCUCGUCGUUGUCUGGAACAGCACCUUCUUCAUACUCGAGUUCUUCUCCAGAGAACCCGCUCGCAAGAGUGUCUUCCAACCAUUCCGGCGUAUCGUUAGGAAAGGGAAGGCCAAGACGUACCCCUAAUGCUCCGUCCACCAGCUCGUGGAGUGUAACAAGCUCGACAACUUCAUCGUCACUAUCGGACAACGAUAUGAUGCCCAUCCCAACAGGCCCUUUGCUCGGCCCGUGUCUACGACCGCCAACCGGACGCGGAAGACUACUUUUCAAAAGGCCUCUCAAGGACGGCUUCAACGAGGCCCCCGUGGUUCCGAGGUCAGAAAGGCACGAUGUCGCAGACGGGGAGGUUCAAUCUUUCGACGGGUCUAGCGUUAGCUCAAGUGUUUUGGAGGACUUGGAGUCGAAGAGAGUCCCGGCAUUGGUCGUACGUUGCGCUCAGCAUCUGCUGAUAUGGGGCGUGCAGGAAGAAGGUCUCUUUCGGGUUAAUGGCAGACCCUCUCAUGUUAGCAAACUUCGCUCCGAAUUUGACUCAGGGGCCGAUUAUGAUAUGACGAAUUGCAAUCCCGGAGACCUGGAUCCCCAUGCCGUCGCCUCUGUGUUUAAGGCAUACCUUCGCGAAUUACCGGAACCGAUUCUUACCCAAGCCUUAGUUCCGUACUUUGAGGCAGCGAUGGCAAAGGAGAGCAGUACUCAUCCUCCUCAAGAACAUUUGCAGUCGCGCAAUUCGGGUGGGAAAGGGCCUACCCUGCCGUCUGGCCCUCGCAGUGGUCUUCCUGCCGUUCGCAAACCGCCUUCGUUGUCUACCCUGGCGAUGCCCAGCUUUGCUGGCAUGCGACCACCGUCCGAAUCUCUCCUCAAUGCGCUUCGCUCUCUUAUCGCGCAGCUACCAUCUGAGAAUCGCGAUCUCCUCCGCAUCGUCACCGAUUUGAUCAACGCUACUGCGAAGGAAAGCAAGGCUACGAAGAUGCCACUCAGCAACUUACUUUUGGUAUUCUGCCCGAGUCUCAACAUGAGUCCUCCCCUUCUCCGCGUCCUGUGUGAGGCAACCUCUAUCUGGGAGCCCCACGUCGAGCCAGAAGUGCUUGACAUCCGAAGGGAGAGCGUCAUCAUUGACAUCAAGUCACCGGCUGCUGGCGAAGAUUUCAAAGAAAAGGAGGACCAGAACGAACAGCCAGAUGCCUCAACAGAGCGAUUGCCUCAGUCCGUCGAUACCGUGUAUAUGGAUGCUUCGGACCACAUUUCCAUCGCGAACUCUAGUGUUACCUAUUCUUCAGACGCCAGCUCUCGGGACGAUGUUUCGUAUGUCUCGACGUCGGAAGGUGUCAUACCUCGCCAACUCGCGCCUUCACCUCCAUUGUCCUCUUCCGUCGAGUCACUUUCGACCCCUUCAACAUCAACGGAUGAUCGUUCUUUCGAUGACGAGCAUGACCUGUACUUGAAGCGUCCUUCUCGUGGGUCCCCAGUCAUUGCUGACAGCAACUCUUCGUCUCCCUUAUCUACCUCUCCGGGGCGGCCUACUAUCAGCAGCCCUAUACUCACAGCCAAACCCCCAACAAUCAGUAGCCCUCUCAACCUCAACAGUCCCAUACAAUUUCCCCUUACAGCUAGCAUCCCACCGACGCCCGUUUCGGCUGUUCGCAAACGAUCCUUCCCAUCACUAUCUCUCCCAAGCUUUAGUCCAUUCAACGGACCUUCUCCGUCACCUUCUGCCUCAUCACCGGCAGUGCAAACGACGAAGGCCAGCAGGCUCAGGAAGCCUUCUCUUCGCCUCCUUCUAUCUCAUCGGGCAUCAGGCUCCCCUUUGGCUUCGCCAACAGGACAAGGGGUAUACUUGCGAGCCCCACGGGCUGCGUCCGAUUCUUCCGUCUCUACCCCAAUAUCCGCCGUGACUGCGCCGCAAUCAAGCACAAUAAAUCUUCCGCCCCUUCUCAGCACGCAAAUCGAGUCUUCGAAGCUUGACCUUGAUAAGGAACCCAUCCAGGUCCGGCCUGAACCUACGCCGCAGCCAGCUGGUUCCAUCAAGUCACCACGACCGCUGCCUGCCAUCCCAGGUUCUGUAAUAAAGAAAGAAAUCCCGACGCCCAUCGCUGACCGCUACCGUUCAGACUCCACUGCGUCUAUUCCCGUCUCAUUGUUGGGUUCUUCGGGAGUUAUCCCUCGACCUACGUUGAGGUCAUCAGCAUCGAAGGCAUCAGUGUCAUCAAGGGCCUCGAAUCAUCUAGGGCUGCUUGACGACGACGGGGAUCGAGAAGACUGGACCAAGAGUGUGCUUAUGGCAGCCGAAGCGAAUGGCAAAUGGACUUCGCUUCAUUAG
This is a messenger RNA of Pleurotus ostreatus (oyster mushroom), 4038 nucleotides long. RefSeq lists its product as uncharacterized. The record is from RefSeq and is a predicted model, not a curated record. The transcript is spliced from 4 exons. Gene Ontology annotation, biological process: small GTPase-mediated signal transduction. Lineage: Eukaryota; Fungi; Basidiomycota; Agaricomycetes; Agaricales; Pleurotaceae. Bases 1 to 4038 code for a protein of 1345 amino acids. Gene Ontology annotation, molecular function: small GTPase binding; GTPase activator activity.